AUGAUGAUCGAAGAGAUGAGCCCAAUGGCAGACGAGAUUUCUCAGCGUUGCGCUCUUCCCACAGCAGACAUGACCGAGGACCGACGGCUACCUCCGCUCCCACGCGUAGAGCCCCUGCCCCGGGGACCAUUCAAUCUGUUCACACCAAAAAUAUUUGCCCCUAGUCCACCAAGCACACAGGAGUCGUUUCCCAUCAAGUCCCCAUGGCCACCGGCGGAGCAUCUGGUGACACCUCCGUCUCCCGCAAACUCUGCAGAUUCCUGGCCGGAUCCGCUGCCAUCGCAGAAAGUAUUCGAAUGGCCCCAAGAGCUUUCCGCUAACGAUCUCCUGAAACUGAUUGCUCCAAAACAUAUCAGCCGCAAGCCCCCACUCCAACAGCUGUGCGGCCGGAAGCGCAAGGGUAGCAUGAUCUCUGCGGAUUCCGACGACCAGAGAGAAAAGCAUCGCAUUGCAGAGGGGAACCGACGGAAAAAUCUCAGUCAGCUGCAUCGGGAGCUUGACAGCCGAAUUCACGACUUCUUUCUUGAACGAGCUGGGUGGAACCCCUCGAAGAGCCUACCGGAGUCCAAGGAACACAUUGUGCAGGGCGCAAUCUUCCUUAUUGACUUCAUGUUACUUGUAAUUGUCCACCUAAUUCGCCAGGAGAAUGAGAUGCCUCGCCAGUUAUCUGAGAAGCUUCAGCCGCAGAUCCGCUGCAUGCAGCUGCAACAGCUGGUCUCCAGUCUCCAGCAGCAAAACCAGAUGGCCCAGCAGCAGAUUAAGACUUUAAAGCAAGAGAACCAGAUGCUCGAGGAGCGCAACCAAGCCCUCGAGUAUCAGCUGAAGUCUUAUGAGCACAUGUUUCGCUCCCCAAAGAGCGAGCAGCCAAGCCCUCAGCAGAUUGUUUCCCUUCCAGACAAUAAGCCAAAGAACAUGCUGCCUGGGCUACGCGUCUUCUGUGACGAGAUCGCCGCUGGCAGCCCAGACUCAUCGCGGCUAGAUGCAUUAUCCACGGGGAAUUCACAGAGCUUCGGGCAGACAUUCCUCAGUCAAACCCCUCCAAUGACGGGCCCGUCUUCUCCUAUCUUCCCACAGGCCACCUACCCGGCGACUACUUCACGACCUCCAUCUUUCAUCCAAUCACCAUAA
Molecule: messenger RNA, 1128 nt
Organism: Aspergillus ochraceoroseus IBT 24754
Lineage: Eukaryota; Fungi; Ascomycota; Eurotiomycetes; Eurotiales; Aspergillaceae
Product: putative HLH DNA binding domain protein
Exons: 2
Coding region: 1-1128 (375 amino acids)
Source: RefSeq, a predicted model, not a curated record